Molecule: messenger RNA, 780 nt
Organism: Aaosphaeria arxii CBS 175.79
Lineage: Eukaryota; Fungi; Ascomycota; Dothideomycetes; Pleosporales
Exons: 1
Source: RefSeq, a predicted model, not a curated record
UCAAAUCCAUCAAACAACAAUACAGGCCCAUCCCAUCAAGAUCCACCCUGCGAGCUAUCCAGCCCGCCAACCGCAUCAUACCAGAAACCAAAUCCAUCCCGUCAACUAUCCACCUCUUUCAUCCACAAAAAAAUGGCCCUCCGAAGGCUCCUUCCCAACUUCUCCCGCCAAAACCUCAACAAGACCCCCACCGUCCUCGACCACCGCCGCCACUCCGCCAUCCAAGGCACCGUCACCACAAAAUGGACACCAAGGCCCUCUCGCCUCAACCCCCUCGUCGGCCCCAGCCCCCAAAUCUGCACCUCAUUGAUCGACGGGCCGUUCCUGGUUCCCGGAUGCGACCUCUACGGCGUGCCGUACGCCCAACAAAACUCAACCACCGGCGACGAUGACGGAAAGCAACGACCACUCACAGCCGCCAUCACACCACGUUACGAUGCCCCCAAUCCCCGGGCAUCAUCAAUGAACCUCAUCACUGCCACCGCUACAGAGGAAACCACCGCAGUGCUUGCAGCCACGCCCUGGCCGUACCGUCUUCCUCUGGGCUUGAGGCCGGUGCCGGGUACGAGGUUCGCUCAACAGUUCGGUAGCCAAGACAAGGUCCGCCUGGGAACCGUCGAGCGGGAACUGAGGAAGGUGGCGUGGUGGCAGUACGUGCUUUACGGCGUUCCAGAGGAGAAAUCAACCAUCGCCGAGGCACGAGAUGUUAGCGAAGGGGAAGUUGUGCUCACAGGGACGGUGGAGAGUGAAGCGAUCGAAGUUAAGAAGAUGGAGAAGUAG